Maniola jurtina (meadow brown) is the source of this 1174-nucleotide messenger RNA. RefSeq lists its product as uncharacterized. The record is from RefSeq and is a predicted model, not a curated record. The transcript is spliced from 3 exons. NCBI's taxonomy places the organism in Eukaryota, Metazoa, Arthropoda, Insecta, Lepidoptera, Nymphalidae. Bases 130 to 801 code for a protein of 223 amino acids.
CAUUUUGUGAUUUUGUUAUUUGCAUGUCUGUUGGUGGUUUAUUGUUUUGUCGAAUAGAAAAUAGGAAUUAUACGAAAUAUUCAACUUGUGAAAAAAACAACACUGUUGGAAGAAAUAAAGUAUUUAUAAAUGGAUUGUUACGGCUAUCCCGCAUUUCCGUACAACCAAUCGGAUGAACUGGCUAAACAAAUGUUUGCACAGCAAGCCCUUGCUUCCCGUGGGCCUUAUCGUGGUAUACCAGGAGCCCAUGACAUGCCGGCUCCCUCGGGAGCUCCGUGGAAUAUCCACGGCCUGCCAUGGACCAUGCAGUCUCCGCCGAACCUUGUUCAGUUCACAGCACAAACGCCCACAAUAACCAAAGUGACUCCAAUCGUCCAUUGUAAAAGAAAGAGUUUAGAUCUUGAACCGGUAAUUCCUCCAAAACAGUUUAUAACUGAAGAAAAAAUGGCAGCCCAUCUUAGCAGUCUCCACAUAUCAUCAAACUACACACAGCACUCACUGGCUUCUGAGGAUGUGAUGGAAGUUGGAAUAGAUACAAGUACACUCUGUGAAAAGCUGAAGGGUCACACUAUUGUCCUCUCUGAAGAUGUCAAGAAAGUUCAAGAAGAACCUAUUCUGCCUGCUGCUUUAAUUGAAAGAUUGCAAAAACCUCAAAUGUCCUUAGUAGUGUGGCAGCCCAGAGAAAAUGUAUUAGAAAAAAUCAAAGAGGAGACAGAUAAACAACCUGAUGAUGAAGAGACACCAAAAAAAAGAAAUGGUGUCCUUGUACCAGAACAUUCUAGAAUGGAGAUGGAAAUGUGAUACUAUUAUUGGAGUAAGAUUUAAUUUUUAUUGUAAUAUUACAUGUAAGCUUUAAAGUUAAGGUGAUAGAAAUAAGGGGCUGAUUUUGGUCUUUGACCUGUCAUUUCAUACGAAACUAUUCAAAUAUUCAAGGGGUGAAAGUCCUGAAAGGCCAAGCAAUGCUUUGCAAAUGUUCUUGGGUCCGCUACCCAUGAACAUGUGCAGAUGUCAGAUCACUUAACAUCAGGUGACCCUCCUGCUUGUUUACUCGCUAUUUUUAUUUAACAAUUGCUGUUAACUUGACACUUAUUUGGGGAUGGUAUGCUGCGACUUUAAAUGCCAAAAUUAUCAAGUCAUAGAAGUGUGAGCAAUUAUUUCAUAAAUAAACACAAUU